AUGAAUUUCGGCGGUUUAUACACCGACAGCCAAGGCAUCCGCGUCUCAGAUUCCCUCUUCCUCCAGGAACCGCUGAACCCUUCGCCCCCGCUGGCCCUCGCGCCCGAAGCCCGGAGGAACAGCUGGACCGUAGUGUCGCCGCACAUCAAAGCUUCGAGGGUGAUGGACGCACACCACCAGGGCCCCGUGGACACCAAAUGUGUAGGGUCACCGGACGCGGCCGACUCGGUGCUCCUGGACACUAAGCCGCAUGGCCUGGCGAAUGCCACUCCCCCCGCCCUCCUGGAGGCAAAGACGGAGAGUCAGAUGGACUUUCAGAGUCCAGGAUUCAUGGACGCAAAGCUCCCGAGCUCUCCUGGCGUUCUGGCGCCCUACGACCCUGCCUCCCUGAGAUUAGACCUAGGGACCACCACGGCCUGGAGGAGCCUCAAGAGAGACAGGCACGAGGAGGACGCCCCGGGAGCCGUCUCCUUCCGAGAGAACAACGACCUCUUCAGGAAUCUCGACUUCAUGAGGAACAGCGACCCACACCCUCGGCUGGACGUCGGGCGGGGCGAAGUGGGCCCUCACGAAGCCAUGCCCGGACUGGACUACGCGCCUUGCCACGGGUCGUCCUCCGCGUCGCCGGCCUUCAGGGUCCCCCACGUCACGCCUCCGGACUUCGGGAUGCCGCUGGCGACGCCGCAGAAGAAGACCCGACUGGCCUUCGCGCACGACUGCUUUCCUCCUCGCUUCACCUCCAGGCUGUGGCCUCACGCGCCCUUCCAGGCGAGGGUCGGGGCCUCGCACGACCUCCACUGCUAUCGGAGAAUGGGCGUCGCCACGACUGACCUCCCGUUGGCAGCGCCGUCGCCGCUCAUGCCCCUUCCGCACCAGCACCAGCUCCUCCGCCCACAGCCCCUCACGCCCCUGCCGCCCCCUGCCCUGCCCUCCGCAUGGACUGGGAUCCUGUCAACCUGCCCUACCUGGCUUACUCCCUCCUGCAGAGCCGCGGUUACACCACAACCGUGCCCUCGGCUACCUCUUUCACGCUGGGUCGUGUCGCGGCCUUUCUGCACCCGUCUGUACCCUAGCAAUGCCCUCCCUGCAGCGCCACUGGAAUGA
Messenger RNA from Penaeus vannamei (Pacific white shrimp), 1104 nucleotides. NCBI's taxonomy places the organism in Eukaryota, Metazoa, Arthropoda, Malacostraca, Decapoda, Penaeidae. The record is from RefSeq and is a predicted model, not a curated record.